This is a messenger RNA of Clupea harengus (Atlantic herring), 1248 nucleotides long. RefSeq names its product mitochondrial RNA pseudouridine synthase rpusd4-like (gene rpusd4). Gene Ontology annotation, molecular function: RNA binding; pseudouridine synthase activity. Bases 83 to 1234 code for a protein of 383 amino acids. The transcript is spliced from 7 exons. The record is from RefSeq and is a predicted model, not a curated record. Gene Ontology annotation, biological process: pseudouridine synthesis. NCBI's taxonomy places the organism in Eukaryota, Metazoa, Chordata, Actinopteri, Clupeiformes, Clupeidae.
CAACUGGUCUGUGUUGAGCGAAUUGCACUUAGCAUAAUCAUAGUCCUUAUAUGCGCUCUGGUAUAACGUGUUAUACUUAAGAAUGAAGAGGACUAAACUUCUUGUGAGUUGUGGCAUAAGUAAUACAUGUCAUUAUUGUCUGAAAACGUGGCCAUCAUGUCAGCAGGUUGCCCGCUCACCUAUGAGUACUCUAGGGAAAGAAACCGGUGGACCAGCAUCUGAAAACAAGAGGGGUCUUAAAGCUAUUGACCUUGUGCAGCGAGAACGGGAGUCGAAAGGGAAACCCAAUAGCCGAAAAACACCAAAGCUCAAAGAGACACUCUCUGCCGUCUCCCCGUUGCAGCGCCGAGUCACACAACUUAAGCAAUUUACCCAACAGUUACAAAGUGUCCAUCCAAACGUGCUAGCCAAAGUCUUACACAAAAGCAUAGUUUUUCAAAAUCAAGAUGUAAUCGUGAUCAACAAACCUUAUGGAGUUCCAGUGCACGAUACAACGGGUGCCACAACCAGCAUACAAAGUGUGUUACCAGUAUUGGCGAAAAUGCUCCAUGGCAUGAGGACAGAGACUCGGCUGCACAUUUGUCACAGCCUGGACAAAGACAUAACUGGCACUCUACUGCUUGCCCAAACAGAAGAGGCAGCUGACCACAUCCACACCCUCUUCAAGGCCCUACAAGUGGAGAGGAAGUACUGGGCGGUGGCUGUUGGCGUACCUGUGCCCUCAGAGGGGAUUGUAGAUAUACCUGUCAUUGAGAGAGAGGUCACUGGAGCACAACCUCACUUUAAGAUGGGGCUUAGUCCACUCUUCCAGACCAGUGCUGAUGGAGAGGGUGUGACUCGGGUGCGAGCCAACCGGCAUGCCCACAGCGCGGUGACUCAGUACCGUGUGCUGGACAGUACCAAUAGCUGCAGCCUAGUGGAGCUCCAGCCGGUCACAGCCGUGAAGCACCAGUUGCGUGUCCACAUGGCUUUUGCGAUGGGGUGCGUCGUCCUGGGGGACCAUAAAUAUGCCCACUGGAAUAAGCUAGCACCUCAGCAACUGCCAGAGGGAGUUUUGCGCCACUUAGGCCUGGAACAGAGCAAAGCACGCCACCUUCCUCUGCACCUACACCAUCACAAGCUGACAAUCCCCGGGUUCAAAGGUCACCGUGACCUCACUGUAUCCUGCCGGUUACCCAGGUUCUUCACAAGCUCUGUGCAACGGCUACAGCUUUCCCUACCAGAGAAACCAUGAAUUGAGACAUACAC